GGCAGACGGCGCCCCGUCAAUUUGGUCGGGUCACGGCAGCAACCCUAGCUGACGCCGCGGUGAGAGCGAGCCGAGCCCCCACCCCCCACAGCCAGCAGGAGCUCGGGCCCGUGAGGAGCCACCGCGCCACGCCACCAGAAAAUUCCCUCCCCCUUCCCCUCUCCCUCCCCCUCCCCCUCCCCACGCGGUGCUGCUCCCCCCAAAAUUCCCCACCCCUCCGCCCCGCCGUCCCACCCCCGCCCCCGCGGCCACCGCCAUGCGCAUCCGGCGCUACGCCGCGCGCCUGCUCGCCAACUCGGCCCCCGCUGCCGCCUCCGCGGCCCCGCCCCAGCCCGCGCCCUGGCUCCACGCCGCCGCCGACGACUGCGCCAUCUGCGAGCUCACCCGCGGCUCCGACCCGCAGGUUGCUCCGGACGGGGUUAAGCACAAGGGGCACAUUGCCGGCCUGGAGCCGGAGGGCGAGCUGCUCAAGAGCGACGAGGACCACCGCGCCCGCCUACCUCAGCGACCUCCUGUCCUGGAAGCUCAAGAAUGCGAGGUAGACCAUGACAUCUCUGUGAGUAAAGGUUCUGCGAGUCCGGAAGCUAUGGAGGAGACUACUCUUGUCAGGGAAGCUGCUACUGAGCCGGUAGUUAUGGAAGGAGCCCAUGUUGUUGAUGAAGCUACUGCUGAGCAGGAGGUUGGAGUGGCAACUCCUCUUGCGAAUGGCUCUGUCACCAACCCGGAGGUUACUGGGGGAGCUUCUCUUGUGAUUGUGAGUGGAUCGAUCACUGAGACAGAAGUUAUGAGUGGAGUUUCUCUUGCUAAUGAAGCUGUUGGGGGGCGAGAAGUUUCAACGGGAGUUUCUCUUGUGAGUGGAUCGAUUGCCGAGCCAGAAGUUAUAAGUGGAGCUUCUCUCGCCGAUGAAGCUGUUGCUGAGACAGAAGUUUCAGGGGGACUUUGUCUUGUGAGUGAAGCUGCAACUGAGGCAGCAGAUGUAGCCACCUCAUCAGGAAUUACAACCGGGGCUCCCCUUGACAACAAAGGCGUUGCAGAUCCAGAUACUGAAAUGGGAGCUCCUACCAUCCAUUUAUCUGCUUAUGAAGCUGCAACUGAGGCAGCAGAUGUAGCCAUGGCGUUGGAAGUUACAACUGGAGCUCCCCUUGACAACAAAGGUGUCGCAGAGCAAGAUAUUGAAAUGGGCGCUUCUCCUGUUGACGAAUCUGCUUCUGAAGCUGCAACUGAGGCGGCAGAUUUAGUCACCACACCAGGAGCUCCCCUCGACAACCAAGGUGUUGCAGAGCCAGAUAUUAAAAUGGGAGCUUCUCCUGUCAAUGAAUGUGCUGCUAAAACUGCAACUGAGGCUGCAGAUGUAGUCGCCGCUCUGAGAGUGACAACUGUAGCUUCCUUUGACAACAAAGGUGUUGCACAGCCAGAUAUUAAAAUGGAAGCUUCUCCUGCCAAUGAUUCUGCUGCUGAAAUGGCUUUUGUACACUCAUGUUCCCUUGUUACUGAAGCUGCAACUCAUCCAGGACUACCAGAAAGAGUUUCUCUUGCUAAUGGAGCUGCUACUGAGCGAGAGGCUUCAGAGGCAGGUUCACUUGUGAGUGAACCUGCAGCUGAGGCAGCAGAUGUAGUCACCGCAUUGGAAGUUACAACUGGAGCUCCCCUUGACAAUGAAGGCACUGCAGAACCAGAAAUUAAAAUUGGACCUUCUUUUGCGAAUGAAUCUACUGCUGAAAUGGAUUCAGUACUGUUAGGUUCACUUGUUACUGAAGCUACAACUCAUCCUGGACUUAUAGGAAGAGUUUCUCUUGUCACUGAGACAGGAGUUACAGGAGGUGCUAACCUCGACACUGAAGUUUCCAUCGAACCAGAAGAUACAGGUCGUCCUUCUCUUUUAAAUGAAUCUACCGAAUUGGAAAUUACACGGGGAGUUUCUAUUGCUACCGAUGCUGCUUCAGAACCAGAAGUUACUGGCCAAGCUUGUAGUGGAGAUGGUGAUGCUGCUUUAAAUGAGCCAGAAACUCUUGACUGCGAUUUGGAUAGUGCCAAUGUGCAGAUUGAAAAUGCAGGAGAGUCUGUUGCCACCGAAGUGCAACCUUCUAGAGACGACAAGGGAGAUGUUGGUUAUGUGAAUGCCAUGAGCACUUGUCCUGUUACAGACAAGAGUCUAGCUUUUGAUGAAGUAAUACCACAGGAUGACGCACCCGGUGUUUCAUGUGCAUCAGGCGUAGUUGUUAGAAGUGUUGGUAAAUCAGGGAGAUCUGAUGUCAUAUGUUAUGCUAGGCGCAGAGGUAAAAGAAAGCUGGAUAUGGAAGAAACAAAGACAGACCAACUUGAAAUGGGUGAUGGUGACAUCUAUGGUCAGUGUGAGGAAAAGGCGACAUUUGACAUAACUGUUCCUUGUGAGAGUGCGAUGUCGACCGCUGAAUCUGCAGACAUUAAACUCGCCGACAUAAAGAGAGGUCUUGUGGACAAUUCAGCCUCAAGCAAGGGUAAAAAGCGGAAGGGACGAUUUGAAUGUGACAUUGACUACUGCCACAUGACAUUCAAGAAAAGAGCCGAACUUUCUGUCCACAAGAAGAACAUGUGCACGAUCAAGUCAUGCGGCAAACAUUUUCGAUCCCACAAGUAUCUGAGACGCCACCAGAGCAUUCACAACGAGGAGGCACCUUACAAGUGUCCAUGGGAAGGUUGCAGUAUGGCUUUCAAGUGGACAUGGGCUCUGGCUGAUCAUUUCCAAGUUCAUACAGGGGAAAAGCCCUAUAAAUGCAGGACGCCUGGGUGUAGCAAGAUAUAUAAGUAUGUUUCAGACUUUACCCGGCAUAGGAUGAGGUGCAAAGCGCAGAGGUAAAAUCUUGCUCAACAUUGCAGAGUUAGGAUAGGAGUAAAGCCCGUGCUUGCCACUGUAGAUGGUUUUAUUAUUUGUUGGAAGUUCCUUGGGCCAAUUGUUCUGAGUUCUGACAACUUACAGCGGGAUUGUUGUUUCUUUAUUGGAGAAAAAAUGUCACAAUCUUUAGUUUAGAAGCUUUAACUAUGCUUUUCUCUAACAUCGGUGUACAUUUCCAAAAGCUGUUUGAUAAGAUCCACAGUGUUUGUUUCUUACAGUGGUGAUGUCUGUUCUUCACAGGGGUGAUAUAUCAAAUCCAAGAGUUGUAAAUAAGAAGUUGUUUUUAUUCUGUUUCAGGAUACUA
This is a messenger RNA of Triticum aestivum (bread wheat), 3176 nucleotides long. Its product is annotated as cell wall protein AWA1. Gene Ontology annotation, molecular function: RNA polymerase II cis-regulatory region sequence-specific DNA binding; DNA-binding transcription factor activity, RNA polymerase II-specific. Gene Ontology annotation, biological process: regulation of transcription by RNA polymerase II. NCBI's taxonomy places the organism in Eukaryota, Viridiplantae, Streptophyta, Magnoliopsida, Poales, Poaceae. Gene Ontology annotation, cellular component: nucleus. The record is from RefSeq and is a predicted model, not a curated record. Bases 257 to 2836 code for a protein of 859 amino acids. The transcript has 3 exons.